GCGCGGCGCGGGGCCCGGGCGGCGGCGGCGGGAGGUGCUCUUCUGGGACAUCAGCAGAAAAAGUGGAUGGCACUGGAGAUUAGUUGGAAGUUCAUCUUGAUUUUGUCCUCUGCACACCCCUCAUGAAAUGCAGGCUUCAGGCAGCUUCCUUCCCCCUGUGCUCGGGCAUCAUGAUACAGGCAGCUGGAUCCAGCUGCAGAAGCUGCUGGCUGAUGAGAAGAUGCGAUGUGAUACCCAUAAAGCAAACUAUCAGACUGUGAAGGCACAGCUUCUCAGUUUGCAGGAUGAGUACAGAAGGUCACAAGAUGAGCUGGAGAGGCUGGUGGCUGAAAGGCAAGCCGAACGUGACAACUUCCAGUUACGCCUCGCUGACUGUCAGGAGAAGUUGCUGGGCAAAACACAAGAGGUGGAAACACUGAAGAUGCAGGUACUAACCCCUCAAAAAAUGGAGCUGUUAAGAGCACAAAUUCAGCAGGAGGUGGAAGCUCCGAUGAGCGAGCGGCACCGGAAGCUGGAGAAUGAAGUGGAGAAGUACAGGACAGAGUACAACAAGCUGCGCUACGAGCACACUUUGCUGACGUCGGAGUUUGCACACCGGAGCCAGGAGCACGCGCGGCUCCUGGAGGAGAAGGAAACCAAACACAAGGCUGAGAUUGCCAGGCUGGAUGAGGACAAAGAGGAACUCCAGAAGCAGCUGCUUAGCGUUGAUCCCACGAGGGACAGCAAACGUGUGGAGGCCCUCUCCAGAGAAAAGGCACAGCUCUGUCAGAAGCUGAAAAGCUUAGAAGCAGAAGUGGCAGAGCUGAGAGCAGAAAGAGACAACUGUGGUGUGCAAGCAGAGACCGUUCAGAGAGUGCAAAUGCGACAGCUCGCGGAGGUGCAGGCUGUGGCAAGGGCUCUAGAGGCAGGCAGAGAAGACAUCCUCCUGACCAGCAAACUUCACAAGUCUGAGCGAGAAGUCAGUGCCUUAGCUGCUAAAGUAGAAGAGCUUAAACAUUCACACAAACUGGAAGUAACAAAUGUCAGACUGGAGGCAGCAAGAACAAAGAGCGAGGUAGAAAGGGAGAGAAACAAGAUUCAGAGUGAAAUGGAUGGGCUGCUGUCCGACAGGGAGGUUCUGCAGGCGGCUCUGCAGCGCCACAAGGAGCUGUUAGUCGAAAAGGAUCGGGAGCUGGUUCGCAAGGUGCAGGCUGCCAAGGAGGAGCUGCUGGGUCAGCUUGCAGGCCUGCAGCAUGAGAAGUUGGAACUGGAGAACAGACUGGCUGACCUAGAGAAGAUGAUACUGGAACAAGAUGGCUGGAGGCAGUCUGAGAAGGAUCAGUAUGAAGAGAAGCUGCGAGCUGUGCAGGGGGCAGAGGAGUCCAGCAGGAAGGAGCUGCAGCGCCUGCGGUCAAAAAUUCAACAACAAACUCUUCAGACAAAGGAGCUGGAAGAAAAGAACCAUGAAAAUGCUGGUCUGAAGCAGCAAAUUGACGACAUGCAGCUCCAGCUUGCCUCGCUUUCUCAGGCAGAAAAUGACUUGCUGGAGUCUAAUCAGAAGCUGAAGGAAACAAUAGAGAGACUAACCCAAGAAUGUCAAUAUGCAAGGACUCAGGCAGAGAAAGCUCAACUGGAAACAGAGAAGACUGUGGAACAGCAGCGCCUGGAGUGGCUGGGGGAGAAGCAGCUCCUCGCCCAGCGCCUGGCGGAGCGGGAGGAGAGGCACAGCCAGAUGAAGAACAAGCUGCAGCGAGCUGCUGUCGCUCAGAAAAAGAGGAAGACUCUCAAUGAUAACAAACACAGGAGGAUGCAAGAGAAACUGGACCUCUUGGAAGCCAAGAUAGAAGAGCUAGAGAAAGAAAAUCAAGUGUUGAACAGGCAGCACGUGCCCUACGAGGAGCACCGGCGGCUGCAGAGGCAGCUGCAGGAGCUGCGCCGCCGGCACGACGCCUUCCGCAGCCUGAUCCUCAACCCCGGCCUGCCACCGCUCCCUCCCAGGCCAGCCUCCACCCUGCCUCCUGGGCCUGCUCUCUCCUUCCCCCUCCUGCAGGAGGAACAGCAUCAGGAAGAGCUUUCUCUCCUCCGCAAGCGGCUGGAGGAGCUGGAAACCACACAGAGACAGCAGCUGGAGGAGCUGGGAGCAGCCAGAGGGCCUGCAGCCAUGGGGGCCUGCAGGGAUGGGGCUGGAAAGCAGGGCAGCAGAGCUGCUGAUACAGAGUGA
Messenger RNA from Dryobates pubescens (Downy woodpecker), 2200 nucleotides. RefSeq names its product centrosomal protein 83 (gene CEP83). Lineage: Eukaryota; Metazoa; Chordata; Aves; Piciformes; Picidae. Bases 128 to 2200 code for a protein of 690 amino acids. The transcript is spliced from 17 exons. Gene Ontology annotation, cellular component: centrosome. The record is from RefSeq and is a predicted model, not a curated record.